Molecule: messenger RNA, 792 nt
Organism: Coniosporium apollinis CBS 100218
Lineage: Eukaryota; Fungi; Ascomycota; Dothideomycetes
Exons: 3
Coding region: 1-792 (263 amino acids)
Molecular function (GO): electron transfer activity; copper ion binding
Source: RefSeq, a predicted model, not a curated record
AUGUAUCCAAGAGUCCUUACCACAGCCUGCGUGUUCCUCGCCGGAUAUGCCGUCGCAACGACCCAUCCAGGCGAGUCGGCAAAAGCACCAGCGUCAGCAACAUCGGCAGCCGCAUCCGCAUACCAAACCUACCACGCCGUCCAAGUAGGAACAGCCGAUGGCGCCCUGGUAUUCUCACCCGACAACAUAAAAGCAAAGAUCGGCGACGUCGUGCAAUUCCAGUUCCGGCCAGCGAGCCACUCCGUCGUACAAUCCACCUUCGACCAGCCAUGCGUGCCUAUCCGCAACGUAAUGCCGAACGCGACAGAUGCCUUUUUCUCCGGUUUCAUGCCGACGAACUACACUGGGCCGAACGGCGGGUCCGAGCAGCUGAUCUUCGACGUCUACAUCGCCGAUACCAAGCCCAAGUGGUUUUACUGCUCGCGGGGAAGACACUGUCAGGGAGGCAUGGUGGGCGUCAUCAACGCUCCGGCAACGGGCGACCGGACUCUGGAAAAGCACAAAGAGCUCGCCAAGGCGGCGCCCCAGAAUGUGUCGCCAGGUCAAUCCUCCGCUCCUGGCUCGUCGGUGAGCUCGUCGGCGCCCUCGUCGGUCGCUUCGUCUCUCGUGACUUCGUCGUCCGUGGCAGCUGGCGUGAGUACCGCGACUACGGAUUCGACGUCUGCAACCACUUCGCGCUUCGUUCCAGCUCAGCAGACCGUCAAUGCCGCACCUGGAGGAAUGGUGGACGCCGCGAAGAGGGGCGUGGUGGGAUUGAGCUAUGCUGGUGUUGCUGCGCUUCUCGUGCUCUAA